UAAUAAUUAUCAUUACCGACUUCAGCUCUUCAAGUGUCUUCAACCACAUAAAAAAUAUCAGCCAUAUUUACAGUCCUCAGUUCAGUUUUACUCUCCCUAGUCUCUAAUGGAGCAGUCAACACGGUCCAACUCCCUUAACCUCGUCCUUGUCUUCUUCUUCUUCCUCUCCUUCUGUAACAUCCCAACUUUAUUAUCAUUACCCUCCUCUUCUUCUUCUUCUUCUUCUUCAACCUCUGCUUUUCCCAAUGAAGCUCUCCCCACUAAAUCAGGCUAUCUCCCUGUCAAUCCCACCACUGGUUCCGCCAUUUUCUACACUUUCUAUGAAGCCCAGGAACCCAUUUCGACUCUCUCCCAAACCCCACUUCUCAUUUGGCUCCAAGGUGGCCCUGGCUGCUCCUCCAUGACUGGUAACUUCUUUGAACUUGGACCCUGGCGUGUCAAUUUUCAUAAGGCCAAGUCUGACCCCCUUGUUCUCGAACCCAAUUCUGGUUCUUGGAACCGCUUAUUCGGCCUUCUUUUCCUCGAUAAUCCGAUUGGAACUGGGUUUAGUAUUGCUUCUACACCCGAAGAAAUCCCAAGAGAUCAAUAUACUGUUGCCACGCAUCUUUUUGCUGCAAUCACUUCGUUUAUUGAACUAGACCCAUCGUUUAAGUUUCGUCCAAUAUAUAUUACGGGUGAGAGCUAUGCAGGUAAGUAUGUUCCAGCGAUUGGAUACUAUAUUUUGAAGAAAAAUGCAGACUUGGCCGUGUCUGAGCAGGUGAACUUAGCAGGUGUUGCUAUUGGAAAUGGUUUGACUGACCCGAUCAUUCAGGUGGCAACUCAUGCCGUGAAUGCUUACUUUUCGGGUUUGAUCAAUGAAAGGCAAAAGAGUGAGUUGGAGAAAGCUCAAUGGGAGGCAGUUGGGCUGACCAAAUCGAAGAAUUGGAGUGAGGCCACAAAUGCUAGAAAUAAGGUCUUGCAUUUGUUGCAAAACAUGACAGGGUUGGCCACAUUGUAUGAUUUUACAAGGAAAGUUCCUUACAAUUCUGACUUGGUUACUGAUUUUUUGCGAAACAAUGAGGUGAAAAAGGCCUUAGGAGCGAAUGAAUCGAUUGUGUUUGAGGAAUGUAGUGAUGCAGCGGGGGAUGCAUUGCAUGACGAUGUGAUGAAGAGUGUGAAAUAUAUGGUGGAGUUUUUGGUGAAGAAGAGCAAGGUUUUGUUGUAUCAAGGGCACUUUGAUUUGAGAGAUGGUGUCGUUUCAACUGAGACUUGGGUGAAGACAAUGGAUUGGGAGGGAGUUGGGAAUUUUUCAAUGGCAGAGAGGAAGGUUUGGAAGAUAAAUAAAGCGCUUGCUGGGUUUGUGCAGAAAUGGGGGAGUUUGAGUCAAGUUGUGGUUUUGGGGGCUGGGCAUUUUGUGCCUACUGACCAGCCACUGAGUUCACAGGCAAUGAUAGAAGACUGGGUUUUGGAGAGGGGCUUAUUUGGCCAUCAACAAGAGGAGGAUUUGUCAUCAAAUUUCCUGGGUGCAUUGUAAAAUUUGUUCCUCUUAUUCUCUUGUUGUUGUACUUUGUAUCAAUUAGUAACUCAAAUCAUGGGCAAGCUUAAAAUGGGAUGUUAAGAACAUUGCAAUUUGCAUCACUGAAUAAAUGAUCUGCCUUGAUUUGUCGGAUUUUA
Molecule: messenger RNA, 1653 nt
Organism: Quercus robur (English oak)
Lineage: Eukaryota; Viridiplantae; Streptophyta; Magnoliopsida; Fagales; Fagaceae
Product: serine carboxypeptidase-like 50
Exons: 1
Coding region: 107-1513 (468 amino acids)
Biological process (GO): proteolysis
Molecular function (GO): serine-type carboxypeptidase activity
Source: RefSeq, a predicted model, not a curated record